This is a messenger RNA of Saccharomyces mikatae IFO 1815, 1392 nucleotides long. It is a transcript of the gene NVJ3, whose product is annotated as Nvj3p. The coding region runs from base 1 to 1392 and encodes 463 amino acids. The record is from RefSeq and is a predicted model, not a curated record. The transcript has a single exon. Lineage: Eukaryota; Fungi; Ascomycota; Saccharomycetes; Saccharomycetales; Saccharomycetaceae.
AUGCCAACCAUUCUAUACAAUACCAAUUCUAGCUUAAUUUCCAAGUACCGAAGAUCUAAUUCCUCAAAACCUUAUAAGAGAUUAUUGUCAAAAAAAGGGCACAUACGAUUGAACUCUAAAUCGAUCAGAGAUACUUGCGAAAGGGAGUUUGAUUAUGCGAGAAAUUCUGGUAUCGAUAAUUCGUUCCAGAGUGAGUUUGAAAAAGAUUCGGUGGAAUAUCUCCGGGAUUUAUGUUCUUCUGUAUUCCCAAAUUCACUACAUCAAAGAAUAAGAAGCCUAGAAGUUUUACCGGACUUGCAGAUAAAUGCCUUCUUUGCUUUAAUUUUCCAAAAUUACAUUAAGUCUUGGUAUGGCGUCAAAAUACCCACAGAUGAUUCCAAAUUUUUGACCGAAUUAUACAACGUGGUUCAGGAUUUAAUAGCAUAUAUGAAAAGUUCUAAGAUUAAUUAUAAUGACUUAUUGCUCGAUUAUAUUCCUUAUUUGCUUUCGUCUCACUUGAAGGCAUUGAAGGAUCCUUCACUGAGUGAAGAUUUAGUUUUUGAACACUACAGUAAGUUAACCUUAUAUGAUUCUAAACGGUACCCAACAUUAUUCACAGAUAUCAUACAAAGGAAAUUAAAAACCAGAUCCUUAUUACAACGAAGUUUUUUGGAUAGCUUUUUGAAUGAACUUGUUUUUGGGCGUAUAAUUGACUCAAUAAUGGAACCAUAUUAUCUUUUAGAGGGCUUGAAUAGAAUUUGCAUGAAGGUAAAGCUAAACUCGUCCAUGAAUAUCAAACAAAAAGUUGUUUAUAGCAAAAGUAACUACAGCUCCUGGUGGUCUGUUUCCAAAGUGAAGCAAAAAAUAUCGCAAAUGGCCAGACUUGUAUCCUAUUCAACAUCAAUAAAAUCACCAAAUAUCGACAACACUAGUGUUCCAGAAAUACCGUUUUUACAGCGAUAUGUUUUUAGUCUUUUCACCGAUGAUUUCUUCAAGUUAUCUAUGAGAAAACCAUUCUUAUUCUCAAUGUGCAGAACACUUCAGCAUUGGAUCUCUAAGUCGAAUAACUUGAACAAGUUCAUGUAUAAUAUGUUUGGUAAUAUUAUUCGGACCAAAAUUACCAGUCCUAUGACUAUUGGUAAUUUUUUUUCGUCAUUACGACAUUCCAUGUUCCCCAACGAUAAUAUGAUGGGACCGCCAAAAGAAGUACCUAUAGGUGAUGCUUUUUUAGAAUUCAGGGAAGAAUGUAUUUGCAAUUUAUGGGAUGUGUGUAAGACAUAUAAACUUGCUCGAACCCUUGCUAUCGAGAGGUCAGACAUAGCAGACCUUGUCAUUUGCUUAUCGAAGAAUAGAGACUGUAAUAAACUACUACUUUAUAAAAUAAUCGACUGUGUUGUCGCUCAGUUAAUAUAG